Molecule: messenger RNA, 4509 nt
Organism: Podarcis muralis (Common wall lizard)
Lineage: Eukaryota; Metazoa; Chordata; Lepidosauria; Squamata; Lacertidae
Gene: ATP11C
Product: ATPase phospholipid transporting 11C (ATP11C blood group)
Biological process (GO): phospholipid translocation
Cellular component (GO): plasma membrane; recycling endosome; endoplasmic reticulum
Molecular function (GO): ATPase-coupled intramembrane lipid carrier activity; ATP hydrolysis activity; magnesium ion binding
Source: RefSeq, a predicted model, not a curated record
CCAGUCGGCUCUAAGAGACCAGGACUACCCCACUACCACCCCACUGCCCCCCUCUCUCCAAGGCGCUGCGGCAGUCCAGCUAUGCUUCGCAGGCAGAUCAAUCGCUUCGGAGUUUCAAUGGCAUUCCGAAAUGCGAUUUUUGGCCACGUGCUGUUUGAAGGGCUUCAGCCUGUUUCUGCUGCUUAAGAACUGAAAACAAGAAGAGCCCUUGCUGGAUCAGGUCCUCUUCCCACAGUGGUUUGCCACAUGCCCCCAGGAUGGUUGCAAGCAGGAUUGUGUGUGCAACAGCAUGCUCCUCACUGGUGAAUCUCAGCUACUAGGAUUCAGAGGCAAAACUGCCUCCGGCACUGGAGCAGUGCAGAGCCAACUUGCCUUAAGAACAUAAUAAGAACGCUGCUGGAUCAGGCCCAUGGCCCAGCUAAUGCAGCAGCCUGCUCUGACAGCUGCCAGCAAGAUGCUUCUCGGAAACUCCCACAAGCAGGACCUGAGCACUAGAGCAGUGCACAUUCCUGCAGUUUUCAGCAACUGAUACUCAGAAGUGUUGCUGCCUGGCCACUGAUAACCUAAUCACCUAUGAAUUUUCCUAAUUGUCUUCUAAAGCAGUGUGUGGCCACCUCUUCCUUCUGCGAGAGAGAGCUCUGUAUUUUAGCUAUAUGCUGCAUAAAGAAGAACUUUCUUUUCUUGUCCGGAAUCUUGAUGUGUUCAGCAUACAACUGACCAGGCUUCUCAGAUGCUUGUCGGGGAAGAGAAACGUGUUGGGACACGAACUGUCCUCGUUGGCCACCAUCCGCUUCCCACGCCAGAGGCUUACAUUCCGCAGAAGUUCUGCUCUAACCAAAUAGUCUCUUCCAAGUACACUGUCUGGAAUUUUCUUCCAAAGAAUCUCUUUGAACAGUUCCGAAGAAUUGCCAACUUUUACUUCCUUAUCAUUUUCCUUGUACAGGUCAUAGUAGACACACCAACCAGCCCCGUCACGAGCGGACUUCCUCUAUUCUUUGUUAUUACCAUUACAGCUAUUAAACAGGGUUAUGAGGAUUGGCUGCGGCACAGGGCUGACAAAGAAGUAAACAAAAGCACCGUCCUGGUGAUCGAGGAUGCAAAGCAAGUGAAGAAGGAGUGCGAAGGAAUCAAGGUUGGGGACAUAGUAGAAGUAAAGUCUGAUGAAACCUUCCCAUGCGACCUGAUCUUCCUCGCAUCAACUCACAAGGACGGGUGUUGUUAUGUCACUACAGCUAGUUUGGAUGGAGAAUCAAAUGUCAAGACUCACUACACUGUGCAGGAUACUGCCAAACUCCAUACAUACCAAGCCAUAAAUUGCCUUACUGCUACAAUAGAAUGUGAACAGCCUCAGCCAGACCUCUACAAGUUUGUGGGCCGAAUUACCAUCUACAAGGACGGUCAAGAGCCAGUAGCCAGGGCACUGGGUCCCGAGAACCUGUUGCUGAAGGGAGCGACAUUAAAAAACACUCCUAGGAUCUAUGGAGUCGCAGUCUAUACUGGAAUGGAAACCAAAAUGGCUUUGAACUACCAAGGAAAAUCACAGAAGCGAUCUGCAGUUGAAAAAUCGAUCAACAUGUUCUUGAUCGUUUAUUUAUUCAUUCUUGUGGGCAAGGCUAUUAUAUGCACAACUCUGAAGUACGUCUGGCAAAGUGUUCCAUUUCACGACGAGCCUUGGUACAACCAGAGAACCCAAAAGGACAAAGAAGCCUUCAAGCUCUUAAAAAUGUUCACCGAUUUCCUGUCCUUCAUGGUUCUCUUCAAUUUCAUCAUCCCUGUCUCCAUGUACGUGACAGUCGAGAUGCAGAAAUUCCUGGGCUCCUUCUUCAUUUCAUGGGACAAAGAGAUGUAUGAUGUGAGCUGCAAUGAAGGAGCCUUAGUGAACACCUCUGACCUCAAUGAAGAGCUGGGCCAGGUUGAGUAUGUGUUUUCUGAUAAAACGGGGACUUUAACAGAAAACACAAUGGAGUUCAUUGAGUGCAGCAUUGACGGCUACAAGUAUGGCGAUUCCAUUACAGAGGUUGAUGGAUUGAAGGGUCAUGGAAAAGCAGACAAGAACCGUGAAGAGCUCUUCCUUCGUGCUUUGUGUCUCUGCCACACAGUUCAGGUCCAGCAGAAAGAUGAAAUGGAUUCAGGGGGGUCGCAGACAGGCAGCACGAGCAAGUAUGUUGCCGCUUCCCCAGACGAGAUUGCUUUGCUGCAAGGAGCUCAAAAGUAUGGUUUCACUUUUCUAGGACAAGAAAAUAACUUCAUGAAUGUACAGAACCGAAAAAAGGAAAUCGAAAGGUACGAACUGCUGAAUGUUCUAGAUUUUGAUUGUGUCCGUCGCCGAAUGAGUGUUCUCGUGAAAUCGCACGAUGGAAGCAUAUACCUGUUCUGCAAGGGAGCAGACUCUGCAAUUUUCCCCAGGGUCCCAGAAGCUGACGUCCAAAAAACAAGGAUACAUGUGGAACGCAAUGCAAUGGAUGGGUAUCGAACUCUCUGCGUGGCCUACAAAGAAAUAUCUCACUAUGAUUACCACAUAAUUGAUACCCGGGUUAAGGAAGCGACGAUGGCGCUACAGGACCGGGAAGCAAAGAUGGCCCAGGUUUUCGACGAUAUUGAGAGGAACAUGCAUUUGAUUGGGUCCACUGCUGUGGAAGACAAGCUCCAGGACUUUGCUGCUGAAACCAUUGAGGCCAUGCACACUGCGGGCAUGAAGAUCUGGGUGCUGACAGGGGACAAGCUGGAGACGGCUCAGGCCACCUGCUAUGCCUGCAAACUCUUCCAGACCAACACGGAGUUGCUGCACCUGACGGCCAAAAUCAUGGAAGGGGAAGACCGGAAGGAGGACCGGCUGCACGAGCUGCUCGUGGAUUAUCACAAGAAGCUGGUGAGCGACGUGCCCCCAAAUGCAAAGAGAAGCUGGACACUAAGUCACGAGUAUGGACUGGUUAUCGACGGUGCCACCCUGGCCCUGAUACUUAACCCUUCCCAAGAUUCACGUUCCGGCCACUACAAAAGCAUCUUCCUCCAGAUCUGCCUGAAGUGUACAGCAGUCUUAUGUUGUCGGAUGGCUCCCUUGCAGAAAGCGCAGAUUGUCCGGAUGGUUAAGUGUUCGAAGGGCAGCCCAAUAACCCUGGCGGUGGGAGAUGGGGCCAACGACGUCAGCAUGAUCUUGGAAGCUCAUGUGGGCAUAGGUAUCAAAGGUAAAGAAGGCCGCCAAGCCGCCCGGAACAGUGACUACGCCAUCCCAAAGUUUAAAGACUUGAAAAAAUUGCUGUUGGCUCAUGGGCAUUUGUACUACGUGAGAAUCUCACACCUUGUACAGUAUUUCUUCUACAAGAAUCUUUGCUUCAUUUUCCCACAAUUUUUGUACCAGUUCUUCUGUGGCUUUUCACAACAGCCUCUCUAUGAUGCUGCUUACCUUACCAUGUUCAACAUCUGCUUUACAUCUAUGCCAAUCGUGGCCUACAGUCUGCUGGAGCAACACGUCCCUAUUGACACUCUGGUGGCCUUCCCAAAACUAUACCUGAACGUUUCCGACAACGCCAUGUUGCAGUUGAAACCUUUCAUAUACUGGACCCUCCUGGGCCUUUUUGACGGCUGUGUGUUUUUCUUUGGGACUUACUUUUUUUUCAUGAACUCUUCUAUAGAGAACAAUGGAAAGAUGUCUGGGAACUGGAGUUUUGGAACAAUGAUUUUUACCAUAUUGGUGUUCACCGUCACUCUAAAGCUGGCAUUAGACACUCGGUUCUGGACGUGGGUGACCCACUUUGUCAUUUGGGGUUCUUUGGUCUUCUAUGUGUUUUUCUCAUUCUUCUGGGGAGGAAUCAUUUGGCCUUUCUUGAAGCAACAAAGAAUGUAUCAUGUCUUUGCCCAGCUGCUGACUUCUGUCUCAGUCUGGUUGGCAAUAUUUUGCCUGAUCUUACUUGCCCUUCUCCCUGAGAUCCUUUUCCAACUCUUUCGAAGCAUGAAGAGAAAAUGCCACCAGCCUAACCCCCUGGAGCUGCCGAUGCUGUUGUCCUACAAACCGCGGGGGAACAGCUACACCUCUGAAGGAAAGCCAGGGACCUCCGUGACUAAUUUUGCAGAACGUUGCCAUCUCAGGAUACUUCAGAUGCAAAGAUUUUAACCCCAGCACACAGUUCUAAACAAACAGCACUCUCGGAGUCAAAAAUGAACGCUUGGAAGCAAAUCAGGCCCACCAGAAAAAGAAAAAGAAGAAAAAUACAAAUGGUUCUAUAUUUUGGUUAGGCUUUUUUGCUUUCUUUUUUUUAAGAGGACCUUUGGUUUGCAUUGUGAUUUUUUUUAAAAAAAAUCAACAUAAAGGGGGGGUGCCAUCCUUUUCAUCUGUUCCUCCCCCUUCCUAAUGCAAGUUUUGAGAAAGCAACCCGGCUGUUUUGAUGACAAGAAUUGUGUGAGAUUUUUGCCCGCUGCAAUGGGCAGAUCUGUCCUCUGUUCAGCCAUCUUCACCCUUGUCCAAGGAAGAGGAAGGGCUGUGCAUGGCUCUGCCCCCCCCUUCCAACCAAA